AGCCAUGUGAGCAGCACAGGAAUGUCAGACUGAAUCAUCAGCAGCACAUCCAUACAAUGCGCCUUUAUAUUCUGUCUGUGGCUGAUGGCGACUGAUAACAUUGACGUGGAAGUGUUUUUCGUGAGAGAAACAAGUUGGGAUUUGAUUGACGCAGAAUUCUUGGUUGCAGGCGGAGCAACUGAAAUGGAGAAAAGAAACCGAAACCUAAGUCUCCAUUAUAAACAAAAGAUUUACCUGGAGUUUUCUUUUGCUCCGUCCAGCAGGUUUACAUCGGCAUAGCAGGCUGUACGAUGGACACCAGGGAAGAACUACAACAGCUCCUCUCAGAGUAUGUAGAAAACACACUCAACUACAUCCAGACAGUGAGAGACUUCUGCGACAAGCAACCAAAAUGGACCCUUCAGAGAGAAACAGAGCUGGAGAAUAUGAGAGACAUCAAGGACCAAGCAGACCAAGUCAGUCUAAAGUUUGACCAUGUUCAGCGCUCCGAGAACAAGUUCAAGGCUUUUGGGGAAUUCCUGUGGAGUGGUUUAACUCAGGUCACAGCUGAGUCCAGAUAUCAGGAGCUAGAGAAGAAUCUGGGUGCUGUCCUGAAAGACACCCUCGAGGGGCUGGAGAAACUUGACCACUUUCUGGAUGCAGUGGAGAAGCUUAGAGUCACAUCGCUGUUUGUGUUUACUGGACGAAGCUUCUUGCCAAAAGGAGUGAGUCCAGAGAGUGUGCGAUCGGUCAUCACAGCUGCCAGAAUGGCCUCUCCUCUUCUAAUUCACUUCAAGCGAAAUGCAGAAACCUUCUUCCUUCCUUCACUCAGUAAUCUAGACGUCCUGACCUUUCAGCUGGACAAAUACAUACGAAUCACUGAACAGAUUUGUGAGAGGAUUGAGAAAAAAUCCAGGAGUUUUUUGUGGUUUGAAGAUGUCUAUAGUUGUAAAAAGAGUGACCCUCUAGUGAAGUUCAGUUUGAACUUAAGUGAGGACUCCAUGCAAAACAUGCUCAAUCAUUUGAAGCAGUUGUGCAGUAUAAGGAUGGAUCAGAACAUCCGGCUGACCUUCAUUUUUCAGGAACAUGCUCAGCACUUCAUUGGUAUAUUCAGUCAGCGUUGCUCUAGAAUGGAGCAGUUCCUGACAGAUCUGGAGGAGAGUGCAGUUCAGCUGGACAGGAUGAAGAUGGGCGCCAGUAUCUCCACUGUGGCUGGCAGUUCAGUAGGGGUGGCUGGAGGUGUUUUGUCCAUCGUUGGUCUUGCUCUCGCCCCUGUAACAGCAGGGGUGUCACUGGCUCUCACUCUGACAGGUGUUGGUCUUGGGGUGACCAGUGGCGUCAAUAGUUUAGUAACAGGCAUCACUGAAGCAGCAGUCAACAACCAUCAUGGGAAAAAUGCACAGAACAUUUUCCAGAGAUACAUGGAUGAUGUUGGGAAGAUACUAGACUGUCUGGAGGUGGCCAGUAAUGAGGAGCGUUUGGAAGGGCUUGAUACUGUAGACGUGUCUUCAGCAGGAAGGUUGAUUGCUCGUGUUGGAGGAGUAGCCAAAGGUAUUGAUGCUAUAAUAGAUGCAGCUUCAGCUGUAAAAGUGCUCAAAAGUGAAGAGGUGAUUGCGACCGCAGCUAAGGUUGGACUACAAGAAGCACAGAGCGCUCGCAGCAUUCCUAAACUAGCUGCAGACCUCCCUGACAUUGGACAGCUGGCAAAAGGGACCCCCCUAGCUCUUACAAAGUCUGCUAGAGCUGGGUUUAUCACUCUAAAUGCCCUCUUCAUUGGGCUAGAUGCCAUUUUUAUUUGCAAAGAAAGCAUAAGUCUGGCUAAGGGCAGUAAGAGUGAUGCCUCUCAGCUCAUUCGCUCCAGAGCAACUGUGUGGAAAUCUGAGCUGGAGGCCUGGCAGAAGAUCCAUGAUUCCUUAUGCAUUGGAAUAUGGAGAUUUAGGAAGAGCCAGGAAGUGUUAGAGCAACUCUUUUUGCCAUAAAAUAUUAAAAACCUCUACAGGAGUUUGAAUUAGCAUCAAGCUUUUGCAUUGAAUGAGCAACUAUUUUGAACUGCCAAUUGACCUGCUCUUAUGGAACGCUAAUUAGUUUAGCUGCACAACACUUGCAGACUUGUUCGAUAUAAUAAUUUAUGUCUGUAAAUAAAGCAUUUUAGCAAAUAGCAAUGCACUAGCAAUGAAUGUUUUGAGAGUUAAAAAUCAAUAUACUGUACUGGGUUUAGUGUAAGCUUAAAGCUGUUUAUUCUGUGUAUAUGUUUUACAUUGUAAAAUCAACUGUAGUUUUAUGGAGUUAAUCUAGGGCCAUAUAUACUUACAAAAUAAAAAUGUUUUGCAAACAAAAAAUAAAGUAUUGAGCAAAAAUAAAUAAAUAAAUGCAAAUCUCCAA
Danio aesculapii is the source of this 2361-nucleotide messenger RNA. It is a transcript of the gene apol, whose product is annotated as apolipoprotein L. Gene Ontology annotation, cellular component: membrane; extracellular region. The record is from RefSeq and is a predicted model, not a curated record. Gene Ontology annotation, biological process: lipid transport; lipoprotein metabolic process. The transcript is spliced from 5 exons. Gene Ontology annotation, molecular function: lipid binding. Bases 291 to 1958 code for a protein of 555 amino acids. Lineage: Eukaryota; Metazoa; Chordata; Actinopteri; Cypriniformes; Danionidae.